AGUCACCCGGGCUGGGGCUGGGGCCCGGCCGUCCGGCCUCGUCGGAAGUGCCGGGGCGCGGCGAGUCGGACCCCGCUGCCUCCCUCUCGGCGGUGAAGGGGUGCUUAGUCUUGGUUUUUGGAGGGACCGAGUUCUCCAUCUCGGAGUGCUUAGUCUUGAUUGUCGGGGGUACCGAGUUCCCCGUCUCGGGGUGCUUAGUCUCGGUUUUCGGAGGGACCGAGUUCCCCAUCUCCGGGUGCUUAGUUUUGAUUGUUGGGGGGACCGAGUUGCCCAGCUCGGGGUGCCUUAGUCUUGGUUUUCGGGGGGACCGAGUUCUCCAUCUGGGGGGUGCUUAGUCUCGGUUCUCGGUGAAGGAACAUGGAUGAGGGUGUUGCCGGUGCUCGGGCAACAUUGAGCUUUUCUCCCUUCUCAGCCCAGGACGGGGUUUGACAUUGACGACGAAACGGUAUCAAAACGGAUGUUCUGACAGGAAUCAUUUCCAGUGUUCUAAGAACCAAAGCAUCUAGACUGGAUGGAAUUUAGCAUCAGAAAAAGCUCUCUUUCUGUGCGGAAGGUUGUAAAGUGCGUGAAGAUGAAGCAGGCACCAGAAAUCCUUGGCAGUGCCAAUGGAAAGACUCAGAACUGUGAAGUGGACCACGGAUGUUCUGUAUUCCUCAGCAAGGCUCAGCUUUCUAACAGCCUGCAGGACGGGGUCAUGCACACAUUCAAUGGCCACGAUGCACUUCCCUUUAUUCCAGCUGAGAAGUUGAAAGAUCUUACUUCUCGUGUGUUUAAUGGAGAACCUGGUGCUCAUGAUGCCAAAUUGUGUUUUGAGUCCCAGGAAGUGAAAGGAAUUGGGACACCACCCAAUACUACCCCUAUCAAAAAUGGCUCUCCGGAGAUUAAACUGAAAAUCACCAAAACAUACAUGAAUGGGAAGCCUCUCUUUGAAUCUUCCAUAUGUGGUGACAGUGCUGCUGAUGUGUCUCAAUCAGAAGAAACUGGACAAAAAUCAGAUAAUAAGGCUAGGAGGAACAGGAAGAGGAGCAUAAAAUAUGACUCCUUACUGGAGCAGGGCCUUGUGGAAGCAGCUCUAGUAUCCAAGAUCUCAAGUCCUGCAGAUAAAAAGAUUCCUGUUAAGAAGGAGUCCUGUCCAAACACUGGCAGAGACAGAGACCACUUGAAGUACAAUGUGGGUGAUUUGGUAUGGUCCAAAGUGUCAGGUUACCCUUGGUGGCCUUGCAUGGUUUCUGCUGAUCCACUCCUUCACAACCAUACCAAACUUAAAGGUCAGAAAAAGAGUGCACGUCAGUAUCAUGUACAGUUCUUUGGUGAUGCCCCAGAAAGAGCUUGGAUAUUUGAGAAGAGCCUUGUUGCUUUUGAAGGAGAAGAACAAUUUGAAAAAUUAUGCCAGGAAAGUGCCAAGCAGGCACCCACAAAAGCUGAGAAAAUCAAGCUGUUGAAACCUAUUUCAGGGAGAUUGAGAGCCCAGUGGGAAAUGGGCAUUGUUCAAGCAGAGGAAGCUGCGAGCUUGUCAGUGGAAGAGCGGAAAGCCAAGUUCACCUUUCUCUAUGUGGGUGACCAGCUGCACCUCAACCCUCAAGUGGCUAAGGAGGCCGGCAUUGCUGCGGAACCUUUGGGAGAAAUAGCAGACGCUUCAGGGGCCAGUGAAGAAACUGCUGCAGACCUUAGAUCCAUAAGAGAAGAGAGUGUUCCUAUGAAGAGAAGACGAAGAGCCAAAAGGUCUAGUUCUGCUGAGAACCAAGAGAGUGACCCUGCCACAGAAAAGAGUACUCCUCAAAAGAUGACCGAGGCCAACUCCAAGAGAGGAGUAGGAUCUCCUCCUGGAAGGAAGAAGGCCCUGGCUUCAGCUCCACGGAGCCGAAGGGGAGAUGCAGCAUCUCAGUUUUUGGUCUUUUGUCAAAAGCACAGGGAUGAGGUUGUUGCUGAGCACCCAGAUGCUUCAGGUGAGGAGAUUGAAGAAUUGCUUGGAUCCCAAUGGAAUAUGCUUAACGAGAAGCAGAAAGCACGCUAUAACACAAAGUUUGCCCUUGUGACCUCUGCCCAGUCUGAAGAAGACUCUGGUAACAUAAAUGCAAAAAAAAGAACCCACAUAAAAAGGACAGAGGGCCCUCUGGAAGAUGUUGAUGCUGAAGAUGCACCCAGGAAAAGACUCAGGACAGACAAGCACAGUCUUCGGAAGAGAGAGACAAUCACCGACAAAACGGCCAGAACAAGCUCUUACAAGGCCAUAGAGGCGGCCUCCUCGCUCAAGAGCCAGGCAGCAACGAAAAACCUGUCUGAUGCUUGCAAACCCCUGAAGAAACGAAACCGGGCUUCUGCUGCAGCAUCAUCAGCUCUUGGGUUUAGCAAAAGUUCAUCUCCUUCUGCAUCCUUAACUGAGAACGAGCUUUUAUGGGAGCCCACAUCAGUCAAGUUGGACUUGAACUCAGCCGCCCUGUACUGCACUUAGAAUGAUGUAAUACCCCAAGAUGUCUGCUGCAGGUGGUGCAUCAUCGUAUACACUAAGUGACAUUUCUAUCACAAUCAUUUUAUGGAAGAUGUGUGAUAAUCUGUUUUUACUGGUAUUAAUAAACACAUACAAUGAAGAAAACAGAUAACAAAUUUUAAGACCAAGGUAAGAUACCUAAUCAAGGCCAUUUAAUCAAUCACAUUCAUCUCAUAAUAGAAACACAUUCAUAUUCCAAUGAUCAAUCUAGAUUUCAAGUUGAGGAGGAGGCCCUUCAAUGAGGCUGUCCCAGAGCUGUGACACUAGCACCAUGUUGACGGGUGGUCCUGUAGAGCUCACUUUUUUCCUCCGAUUCAUAACUUCCUAAAUUUUUAUGGAAAAAUGUCAGCUUCUGUUCCAUGAGAAAUGAAGAGCAGACAGGACACGUUAGGGGUCCUUCGUUAGCUCUUCUCAUUGCCAAUGAAACGUAUUCAGUACUGUAGAUAGUAAACCAAUUUCCAACAUGAAAGGCAGGAAGAGUUUUGAUUCUGUCCUUUUUUACUCAACAGUUUUACACUAGACACAGUAAAUUUUUAGGAGUGAAAAAAAAACAUUUACAGUUUCAUCACAAACCAUUCAACUCUUGAUCCAAUGACUGACAUCUAGAUGAUGUCAUAGUCAGGUUAUUUACACCAACCACAUCAUCAGUUGCUUUUGUAGAGCAUAAGCAUUAUGUUUAAGUGUUGUGGUAUUGGGUGUCCAGCUGGGGGCAUACCCAGAUGCCCGCAUGUUUGCAUGGGAGGAAAGGCUCCACUUGCCCUCAGCUCAAGAAAUAGAGCUUGUGCUGUGCACAGGGUAUGAAAGCGGUGCCCAGGCCAUUCCCAACAGAUUCAUCAUCAGUGUUCGACCUGUGAUGAAAGAGUCUGAGUAAUACUUUUUGUUCCAAACCAUUAAGUAAUGUAACGCAUGUAACAUGUAGGGUGCCAAGCACCUUACAAGGACUCAGUGGUUCACUGUUGUGACAGUAAUGGUUAUAACAAUAAAAAUAAUGAAAUCACCAUCAUUCCAUUUUUAUCCAAAAGUAUAAAUUUUGCUUUGGCAUGAAAAGUGAUCCUCUUGACUGCACUAUGCAUGUGGGGAUAAAAUAAACCCAGGAGUGGCAGAACCCUAGCUUUGUUUGUGUGACACCUUAGGGUAUGAGACUGUGAGGUUGUAGGCUGGUAUGUCACUCAGCUGGCUCUGCUUAAAUAUAAUGAGAGAUACGACCUCAUAGGAUGCCUGGUGUGAACAGUCUUAAGUUGUACUGUUCUUCAGUCUAACAUUCUCUCAAGUGAGCUACUUCAACAAAAGAUAUUUGUAUUCUUAAGGACACGAAAGAUCUCAGGUAAAUUUAAAAUUCUAAAAUUAAAAAAAAUAAUCACUAAAUCAAAAAAUAUGUGAAGAAAUGAUGGAGUAGAAAUGGCCCUGGUUCAAAAAGCAAUUUCUCAAAGUAAAGACCCUAGCUUGAAAGGCUUUGGGCAGAAAUGAAGGGAUUUCAUUAGAAAUUAGAGUAUGAUGACUUGUAGAUGGUAUCUAGGAAGCAGCAUGUGCAGAUGCAGUGGGCGUCAGCCAGAGGACAGCUGCUCUGUGGUACAGAACUUGAGGGCUUCAGAACUAGUGAUGGUGGUCAUAGCAUGGUGCAGAGUUAGCACCAGCUGAGUACGGAGGAUGUGAGGGAGCAAGAUAGGGCUGAUUAUGGCAUGUUCUUACCUGGGAAGACACUGCCCAUCUGGGAGCAGAGCCCGUGUCCUCAACAUUUUGCAGUGAGAGUGAUGGUCCACAUGUAGAAUCUUCCUGCUCCAGAGGCCAGCAGUAGUCUUAUAGUGGAUAAGCUGAGUUCCCUCAAGAAUCAGCUCUUGGCCUCCUCCAGGAGGUGAGUAGAAGAGAGACAUUUGUUUAAAAGAGCUUAGCAAGAAGCAAUAGUUUGUCUACUAAGAGUACAAAAAUUAUAUGACAUUUAUUAUGCUGCAAAUUUAAUAUGGAAUUCCUUCAUUUCCUAAAGAUGUCAAAAUAGUAAUGCUACCUCUCUAGCCCUAGGACAUUUAAACUGGCCAUUGUUGAGAUUAAGUUUUGCUCCUGCUAUACAGAGAAUUUUUACCAUUUGAUCCCAUUUGACUUCCUUCAAACCAUUGUUUGUGUACCAUGUUUGCCUGGCAAGGGGAGGUAGCUUUGUUGUAUAAAACUUUCAUUCAAAAGAGGUGAAGACUUGCCUGAAUGUACAGAAGUUUGGACUGUAGCUGUUCUAACAGUGCGAGUCCUCUGUUGCACAGAGCAGCACCUCAGGGAGUGCACAUGCUGGAUGGAGGCCUGGUGCCCAGCAGCCAGGUCCUUCAGGCGCUCCUGAAUCAGCCCCUCUGCUCCAGAUGGACUUCUGCCUCCCUGGUGGUUUUUCCUCAGAAUUGAUGAAAAGUUAAUGUUGUCCUUUGGUCAUGAUGCCUUUAGGUAUAAGUUGUAGCUCAAGACUCUCUUUCAUACUCAUAUCUAUUUGCAUCUGUGUAUCCCAACUGAAAAUAACUCCAGUGUAAGAGGAUGUUCCUGAAAACCAACAGAAAUCUAAGCACGAGAAGGAAGUAAAGUUUCAUAGGACCUAAGGCAAAGAGGUCCCUGCUUGAUGCAUGAGGGCAUCUUUUCUACCCUACUGUCUCUGAAGCAGGGCAGCCUGCUUCUAGCAUGGGAUGGAGGGCUUCUUAGAUUGGUCUUCUGAGGUCCCUCAGCCAAGGUGUAUCUGGUUCUGGGAUUAUUGUUGAGAUAGUUCAUGCAGAAGCACAGGAAAACUUAAAAUGGGGUUCUCUGGGGUUGGAAGCCAGACAACAACAGGGCCUUUUCAUUAAUGGUAGAACACAUCAAAAGAAAAGCAAGAAAAAAACAGGGAAACCUAACUUGGCAAUGACAGGCCUGUAACUUCAAUGAACUUGCCCCAAGGUUGGUAUCUGGAGCCUAUGUAUAGGUAAAUGGUACCCAUCCACGGACUGUCACAGAAAUGCCAUACACAGACGGAAAAUAAAAUAAGCAUCUCAUUCCUCAAAAUUGAUGUCCAUAUGUGUGUAAAGUUUAAAUGAUUAAACAGGGCUUCUGAGAAAGGUCUUGCAGAGCCUGGAGUGGGGACCAGAACUGAAAUGUGCUCUGUCCAUCCUCCAGCACUGGUUUGUAUUCCAUGUAAGCCCCUGGUUCGCUUGGCCCACUUGGGCAGAACCAGGACCCUGAAUGAGUUUGUUGGUCUCAGUUUGCUUUAUUUGGGCUCGAUGCUCUGUGAGGCUGUCACCCCCUUCGGGAAAUGCCUGUCUAGUGGCAGGUCAACAGUAAGGUCGUUAAGACUUAGUAAGUUUGCUUCCUUUCUCUGUCAGAUUCUAAGGUACCUUGUGUCUCACAUCCCAACACAUAGGUUGCUGAGCCACAUUAGAUCCUAUUAUUCAUAUGGACUUCUGUGAGGGGACCAGGCAAGGGCCUUUUGCACUCAAUGUGAAACAUGCAGCAUCUUAUUUUAAAGUCAGUAAUUCCAUUACAUCAGUUUUUGGAAAAAGUCAUCACCAACGACUGGUGUUUAUCCUUCAGAUGAUUAAUCUAAAUUACUGUCUUUUGCUGAAGAAAAUCAGAAGGGCUUUCCUAACAUGCUCUCAAAGCUUUAUUGUGUCUUACUGACCUCUAAAGCUUUUUGGGUUUUGUUUUUAUUUUAAGGACUAUAUUGAUUUCCUGGAUAUUUUAGGACUUCUGAUGACUGAAGUUUACUUUGGUCCUUUUAGGUACUGCUUUUAUUGUUUUAUCUGGAACAUGAGGAUUUUUCACUCAUUUUCCUGACAUUGUUAGAAAGUGGACUGUCCUUCGCAGACAGAAAAGUAGUGCUUGCCUUUUUUUCCUGUACAGGAAGGGUGAGAGGCAUGCUCUCUGGGAUAUCUUAACUAGCAACUGUGUCCUUUUCACAGCCUGACAUGUCUCAUCUUGUCAGAUUCCUGUGUACUACAUCCCCAUAAUUUUUUUCUAACCUAUGUGGUUGUUGGGCUUUUUUUUUUUGUGUGUGUGUGUGUGUGUGUGUGUGUGUGUGUACAACUCUUAACAGUAUUUUGAACAUGUCUUCUGGGAUAUAUUGUUUUUAAGAAAUGACUGGGGUGACCUGGGGUCCUAGCUAGGGUGCAAGGGCAUUGUUCAGCUACAUGGGCAAAGAAAACAGGCAGACUGUCAGCCCUGUUUUCAAGGCCUACAGGUGAUGAGAUGUGGCCUGUUGCUGCAGCUGGCUGGACCAGACCCCUCCACUGCCCACUCCCAGGGAAUGGCUGCCACUGAGGACACAGCUAGGACAUUUUGAGACUCACUUUACUUUUGACAAGGUCGAGGGCAAGCCCUCAUGGAAGCAGUAGCCAUGUGGCCAGCCCUGGCCAUGGCUCCCCCUGGUCUUUGUUGUCCUCUCCUCAGGCUGUGUGACUACUAGAUGCUGGCAUAGACUAGAUGAAUGGGAAGCACAAUGACACUCUGGACUAGAGGUUUUUCAUGUUCUUGGUAACUAUAGCUGGCUUUAAAUUAGGAGCAGCUAAGAAAGUUCUAGUCUGUAUAACAAUAAAAAUUAUUUUGAAUUCUAGGAUUUUAGAUAAUGGUCAACUUUAAUUCCACUCUAAUACUUCACUGUGAUGUUAACUUGGAAGACCUGCUUGAGAUUAGUCUUUUAAUUUUAGACUCAUUAUAUCUGUUGAGCACAGGAUUAUCAUUUGUAAAUCUAAAACAGUCUGUGAACGUACUUCUACGCCUCUUCCUUUAUGAAAGCAUAACUUCAACCUGAAAACAAUGUUGGUUUAUAGAAAUAUUUAUUGUUCAAGGUCUGUAAUUGUAUUUCAAAAUGAUGUAGUAGUAUUCAACUUGUGAAGGGAUUUGUUUUGUCAAAAAAUUAAAAACUCAAUGUGUAUCAGCCCUUGAAAGGGAAGGGGGUUGCUUUGUGGCCACAGUGGGGUAAACCCCAGCUGCACUCUUUGAGUCUUCCUGAUGGUCGCAUAGCUCCUGGCAGUGGGUUGGAAGAUGUCUACCAGGUCACCUGAUGUUUGGUCAUGCCAUCUUGAAAGUCCCUGUAAUAGGUGAAGAAGACUGCAUUUCCUGUCUCUGAAGGAAUGUAUGUCUAAGGCAGGUAGGCAACUUGGUACUAUCACAUACUGAGUAGAGAGUGGAGAAAGUAUUUUCACAUUCAAGAAAACUUUGGAAAGUCAGGAACUAAGCUGCCUGGAAAUCAGUGCCACAAGCAUGGCCUUGGUGGACACAGGAAUCCCCAGGAAAGUUGACAGUCUGUGUUCCAUCAGUCACUGCAUUUUUCCUUUUCCAAACACAUCCUGUUGGCUAUGGAAUAGAUCAUAGAUGUUGUAGACUGAGAUCUGGGACUGUGUUGGGACCAUACAGGUAAUUUAUCACUUCCACAAAUGGCAUCUCCAAGUAAGCUGUCACCUGGUACGCGUGGAGGUGGAGCCAGCAGCUGGAGUGAGGCGCACACUUGGCUCUUCUUGCCGGUGGUUUUCUGAGCAGAGAGCUGAGGGACCCUCCUGACUGGCUAGGGGUCCUUCCAUUUGUCGGAGGGGGUGUGGUGGGUGAAGAUGGGACCUUCUACAAUCUGUCAUGGACUGUGAUAUUGUAAGGUCUAUAUUCUGUAUGUGGAUCUCAGACCCAAUCAGGAAACGAGCCUUAUGUGUGUCAUUAACAUUUAUAUUUUCAUUCAAAAUAUGUAUUCAGUGUUUAUUUCCUCAAAACAGACUUUGUUAAUUUAGGAAAUAUCUCCGAGUGGAAACGUGCUAACUUUCUGUAAAUCUUAAAUAAAAGGUGCUGUUCCUUCUUCUGA
Messenger RNA from Nannospalax galili (Upper Galilee mountains blind mole rat), 8273 nucleotides. It is a transcript of the gene Nsd2, whose product is annotated as nuclear receptor binding SET domain protein 2. The coding region runs from base 512 to 2452 and encodes 646 amino acids. The record is from RefSeq and is a predicted model, not a curated record. Gene Ontology annotation, cellular component: chromatin; nucleus. Lineage: Eukaryota; Metazoa; Chordata; Mammalia; Rodentia; Spalacidae. The transcript is spliced from 10 exons. Gene Ontology annotation, molecular function: histone H3K36 methyltransferase activity. Gene Ontology annotation, biological process: regulation of DNA-templated transcription.